Molecule: messenger RNA, 2332 nt
Organism: Xyrauchen texanus (razorback sucker)
Lineage: Eukaryota; Metazoa; Chordata; Actinopteri; Cypriniformes; Catostomidae
Product: developmentally-regulated GTP-binding protein 2-like
Exons: 13
Coding region: 115-1209 (364 amino acids)
Biological process (GO): cytoplasmic translation
Cellular component (GO): cytoplasm
Molecular function (GO): GTPase activity; GTP binding
Source: RefSeq, a predicted model, not a curated record
AUUAUCUGCUGCACUCUCCGCCGGCGGAUGAUGACGUCACCAGCAGUGCACGCUACAGAGUUCGAGCUGCCCAAAACUUGUUCGCAUUAAGAGGGAUAUCAUACUUCAUUGACAAUGGGGAUUCUCGAUAAGAUAGCAGAGAUAGAGAGAGAAAUCUCUCGAACACAGAAGAAUAAAGCCACUGAGUACCAUCUGGGUUUAUUAAAAGCCAAGCUAGCAAAGUACAGAGCCCAGCUUUUGGAGCCCUCGAAAUCAGGUGGCCCAAAAGGUGAAGGCUUUGAUGUCAUGAAAUCUGGUGAUGCUAGAGUGGCUCUCAUUGGAUUCCCCUCUGUUGGCAAGUCUACUUUUCUUAGUUUAAUGACAAAAACAGAAAGUGAAGCGGCUUCAUAUGAAUUCACCACAUUGACCUGCAUCCCUGGUGUCAUUGAGUACAAAGGUGCCAACAUACAGCUGCUGGAUUUGCCUGGUAUCAUUGAGGGUGCUGCACAAGGAAAGGGCAGGGGCAGACAGGUCAUUGCUGUGGCCAGAACGGCAGAUGUGGUCAUUAUGAUGCUGGAUGCAACCAAAGGUGAUGUUCAGAGGGAACUCCUGGAAAAAGAGCUUGAAUCUGUUGGCAUCAGACUCAACCGGUCCAAACCAAAUAUCUAUUUUAAGCCGAAAAAAGGUGGAGGGCUAUCAUACAAUUCGACGGUUCCGCUCACACAGUGCUCUGAGAAACUUGUUCAGCUCAUUCUUCAUGAGUACAAAAUCUUCAACGCUGAAGUUCUGUUCAGAGAGGACAGCACUCCAGAUGAAUUUAUUGAUGUCAUUGUGGGCAACAGAGUGUACAUGCCUUGCUUAUAUGUGUACAACAAAGUGGACCAGAUCUCUAUAGAGGAAGUGGAUCGUCUUGCUCAUAUACCUCACAGUGUAGUCAUCAGCUGUGGCAUGAAACUGAAUCUAGAUUACCUCCUUGAGCAAUUAUGGGAAUACCUGGCUCUGAUCUGCAUUUAUACCAAGAAGAGAGGAGAACGACCAGAUUUCGGUGACCCAAUAAUCAUGAGACGAGCUGCUUCAGUUGAACAUGUGUGCCACAGAAUCCACAGGACAUUAGCUAGCCAGUUCAAGUACGCACUUGUCUGGGGAACAAGUACAAAGUACAGUCCUCAGAGAGUAGGACUUACACACAUCAUGGAACACGAGGAUGUCAUUCAGAUUGUGAAGAAAUAAAAUCUAGUCUUCACAUCUGCUACAGAAUGAACGGAACGUGUUUUCUUUGUUAAGAACUACAAAGACUUGAUGGAGAAAUAAUAGAAAUGUAUUAUUUUGUUUAUGGAAAAUCAUCUAACUGACAAAACCCGUUCAAAUAAACAACAUUCAGAUCAUUGUUUUAGUUUUGACAUUUAGAAUAUGAAAAAAAAAAAAAUCGAAUUACCUGUUUUUAUCAGCUUUUUAAAGAUGUUUUGUUUUCAGAAUCUUAAAAAUAUAGAACAAAGAAAAAUUAUUAAACCAAAAGUAAUGAAAAACGGGCAUGAAAAACCUUUAAAUAUUAAGCUAUUUUAAAAUGAACUUUUUCCUGUUCUGGUUAAAGUCAUGGAAAAUUCACAAAAUCUUAAAAUGUCACUCAUCAGCAUGUGAAGUUCUAAUAUUAAUAUGCAUUUUUCUAGUUAUGCCAGUACUGAAAUAUUUCGAGUGCAGUUUCUUGAAAUUAAUGUUUAUUUUUUAAAUCCUUUAAUAACAAACGACUGUGGAAGUCAUUGAAAUGUGGAUGUCAAAAGGUGUGGGAACUGUUAUAUGAAUCAAAUGUUCAAAAGGUUAGAAAUUUGCUGAUAGUUUAAACCAGUCAUGGGUGUGUCAUUUAUAAGCCCCUAAAAUCAACUUUACUGUCACAGUUUAAAAAGGAGCAGAGUUCAUUCUUUAUAGAAGACCACUUCUCUUUAAAUACCAGCUGAAGAAAACUAGAGAAUAUAUAACAUGUUCUUAUAGGUGCUGGAGGUUAUGUUCCUUGUACAAGUCUCUAGGUAUGUUGAUAAUUUUUCUUUUCUCUUAUGUUAUUAAAGUCAUUGUAAAAAGAAUAAUAUGCAGGUGGAGAGAUAAUGAUGUUUUACUGUAGAUAACAAUUGGCCAUUUCACAUUUCUUCAUACUUCAUAAAAAAUAUAUGAAACUGACUGUAUUGUCCAGAGUUUUAGAUAAAUAUAGUGUGUAUAUAAUAGAACUUUCGUUAAUGCAUUAUCAUGUUCAGACAGUACCUCAGAAACACACAGACGAUAAGGUAUUGUUAUAAGACUUGAUCUUCGACACCUUUCAGCCUACCAGAAACUUCAACUCUCAAUUCAUAGCCUGCUGUGAGUG